AUGCGGUACGUCUGCUCCGGAAUCUUUAUGUCCUCUAUCUACGCCUCCUCGGGCGUAAACAGCUGGAAUUACCACUACGAUGUCGGAGACCCCAUGGAAGAGGCCUCUGGUUUCGGAUACGUCCCUGGAUCCGCAUCCUAUACAACCAUCAAUGCAGCCAUCGUCCCUGUUAUGCAGGGAUACUGGACUAGUUUCAUAAAGCAUCUCGAUCCAGAUCCAGGGCGGUAUUUGGGCAGUCCAGAGUGA
Molecule: messenger RNA, 246 nt
Organism: Penicillium atrosanguineum
Lineage: Eukaryota; Fungi; Ascomycota; Eurotiomycetes; Eurotiales; Aspergillaceae
Exons: 2
Coding region: 1-246 (81 amino acids)
Source: RefSeq, a predicted model, not a curated record